AUUUAAUAGAAAAUGUUUACAUAGCUUCGAGAAGCAGGAAGGAUCCCCAGGCCCGCGAGGUCCCCGAGCCCAGGCCGCAGGCGAACAGCAUUACCGUUUCUAAGAAACGCAGCUGGCUGCAGCAGAGCACGCACCGACCUCCUCCUCCUCUGGAAGAAGAAAACGCCUGUAAGGAAACGCACGGGGCUGUUAUCCCGGUACCCAAAUCUCCCAUCCUGCUGCCUGAACCUGCAGUACCAUGGGCUCCUUCCAUGUCACCAGUGGAGCGGGAGCGCCCCACACGAAGCUGCGCUCGUCUUGGUGCUCUGCGAGGCACCGCAAGCCCCGUUGUGCCGAGGAGUGCUACUCCAGACUUUGGAGAGGAUAAUGAUGCAGAUGAUGAAGGAGAAAUAUGGUACAACCCAAUCCCUGAAGAUGAUGAGCCUGACUUGCCGAGGGUCUGCCUUUCUGCUGCGAAUAGCCCUGUGGCUGUGGGCUCCCCGGUGGUUCGGUACAAAACCCCGCCUGAGGGUGACUCGGGCACGGCUCCAGGACUUCAUGAGGGCCCUCAAUGCCUCACGGAGAGCACAGGGAACAGUCACACAGCUCAGCCCAGCGAAGGGAGUCAGGCUGAUGCGGUGCGUCCUGGGGACCACGUGCAGCAGCAGAGGUUUGCCUGCAAGGCUCCUGGUGUGCUGGCAGUAGAGGACAAUCCUGUCUUUAAGUGCCCUUCAGCAGGGUCUGGAGUUGUACUUGCACACAAGGCUGAUAUACCCUCAAUGGAGGUUUCUCCUCCAAGCCCCAGUCCUCUGAAAAAAAGCGGAUCAAUCAACUGGCCUUUCCCUGAUAAAAUUAAAUCUCCCAGGACUGUGAGGAAGCUGUCCAUGAAGAUGAGAAAGCUGCCAGAGCUGAGCAGGAAACUGAGUGUCAAGGGAACUUCAAGCCAUACUAGCUCAGAUAACCCUCCUUCCCUGCUGAAAGGUGGCUGCCGGGGUACAAGCCAUACAGUGUCUUUGCCAUCUUCUGGAAACUCAACCACAGCUGCCAGCAGCAAUGUGAUAAGUCGCUACCAUCUCGACAGCAGCGUGUCGUCGCAACACACCUGCAAAAAGAAAAGCUCGAGGAGCUCCAAAUCCUUCAACAAAGGUGGUUACCUCAGUGACGGCGACUCUCCUGAACUUAUAACAAAAUCAGGUAAACAUGGGCAUGAAACCAAGUGUGGCAAAGGAAAGGAGAGCCUUCCAACUAACAGUGGUAAAACAGAAAUAGAUAUCGAUGCUUUCAGACACUAUAACUUUUCUGAUCAACCCAAGUGCUCUCAGUACAUCUCUGGACUCAUGAGCAUUCACUUUUAUGGUGCUGAAGACUUAAAACCACCAAGGAUAGACUCAAAAGAUGUCUUUUGUGCAAUACAGGUUGACUCGGUAAACAAAGCAAGGACGGCCCUGCUUACAUGCAGGACAACGUUUCUAGAUAUGGACCACACGUUCAACAUAGAAAUUGAAAAUGCUCAGCACUUAAAGCUGGUGGUGUUCAGCUGGGAACCCACCCCACGGAAAAAUCGGGUGUGUUGUCACGGAACCGUGGCUCUUCCCACUCUCUUCCGAGUGACAAAGACACAUCAGCUGGCUGUUAAACUGGAACCGAGGGGGCUUAUUUACGUCAAGCUGUCGCUCAUGGAGCAGUGGGAGAACUCUCUUGAUGGUCUCGAUGCAGAUCGGGAGCCCAUCAUGUUUGGGGUAGAUGCUCGAAAAGUUGUAGAGAAGGAAAAUGCGGGCUUGAUGGUGCCACUUUUGAUGCAGAAGUGCAUCCUGGAGAUUGAAAAGAGAGGCUGUCAGGUGGUAGGCCUGUAUCGGUUAUGUGGCUCAGCAGCGGUUAAGAAAGAGCUUCGAGAGGCGUUUGAGAGGGACAGCAAGGCUGUUAAUCUCUCUGAAAGCCAGUACCCAGACGUUAAUGUCAUAACAGGCGUCCUAAAGGACUAUCUGCGGGAGCUGCCCUCUCCCCUGAUAACCAAGCAGCUCUAUGAAGCCGUGUUGGAUACCAUGGUGAAAAAUCCCUUGAAAAUGACGGCAAGCGGAUGUGAGAAUGACCCGAGUGACUCUGAGCACACGGCAGCCCUUCUGGAAUGCCUGCCAGAUGUUGAGAAGGCUACCCUGAAGAUGCUGUUGGAUCACCUGAAACUGGUGGCUUCUUACCAUGAAGUAAACAAGAUGACGUGCCAGAAUUUAGCUGUAUGCUUUGGACCUGUGUUACUGAGCCAGAGGCAGGAGACCACCAGCCAUAAAAAAAGCGCUAGUGCCCUGGACUUCAAAAAACACAUAGAGGUCCUUCACUAUUUACUCCAGCUGUGGCCAGUAUAUCCCUCGCCUGCCAAAGAACCAGUGCAUCUGAAUGCAUUUCCCGAGAGCCCAUCCUCCCUGAAUUACCUGAGACCCAAGCGGCAGCGCCCUCAGAUGCUGAACCUGAGCGGUACGGAGAUGUCUGGGGUGCUCAGACCAAGGCCGGCCGGCCUAGACAGCCCGUCGAGCAACCGCUACGCGGGAGACUGGAGUAGUUGCAGGGACAGCUACUUAACCCCAAAAGACUGCCCGAGUGAAGCAGAUUACGACGACGUCCCAUCAGAAGAUACGGAGAGCGGGGAUGACAGCAGCAAAGCCGAGGAGUCGGAUGCUCCGGUGGGACACCCGCAGCCCAUCCCCAGAGAGCGUACAUUUCAGAGCUAUUUGACAAUGCAAGCAAUAGACUCGGCGGUGGAUCACACAGCAAACCUCAAAGACCUGCAGGAAAGUAUUGAUACUCUCAUAGGAAACCUGGAAAGGGAACUCAACAAAAACAAGCUAAAUAUGAGCUACUAA
This is a messenger RNA of Eurypyga helias (sunbittern), 2834 nucleotides long. It is a transcript of the gene SYDE2, whose product is annotated as synapse defective 1, Rho GTPase, homolog 2 (C. elegans). Gene Ontology annotation, biological process: signal transduction. NCBI's taxonomy places the organism in Eukaryota, Metazoa, Chordata, Aves, Eurypygiformes, Eurypygidae. The record is from RefSeq and is a predicted model, not a curated record.